Molecule: messenger RNA, 4414 nt
Organism: Argiope bruennichi
Lineage: Eukaryota; Metazoa; Arthropoda; Arachnida; Araneae; Araneidae
Product: protein lin-54 homolog
Exons: 13
Coding region: 37-2733 (898 amino acids)
Biological process (GO): regulation of DNA-templated transcription
Cellular component (GO): nucleus
Source: RefSeq, a predicted model, not a curated record
GGCAAUGGUCGGCGCGUGAUUUUGAAGUUAAACGGGAUGCCUGAUGAGAAAAUGGAGUUGUCUCCAAAGGUAGAUAUUGAUCUGAAUGAAACAACAUUAUCCUUCAUUUCAAGUCUGACUUGUAAGGAUGAUGAUUCUGUUCUUUUACCAGAAGCAAUGAAUUCUGAAAGUUGUACGGCAAUUGAUGCUAAUGAGCUAUUAAAAAGUGGGAUUAUUGAUCCAAACCAAGAUCUGUUCAACAUUAGCUUUGAUAAAACUGGCUUAACCUCUGAGCAAACUGAAGGCAUUAUUAAUACAUUAACCACAAUGGAUGGAGCCAAAGACUCAACAGACUUAAAUAUUAAUGACCCUAAUUUGAAUUCAAAUAUUGUGCAAUCAUCUUUCAUCACAACUGCUUCACCUUUAAAAACUGUUGAAAUAGCUACACCGAAGAGCAAUGUGAUUAAUACUAACAAACCUGGUGCUACCCAGUUGCUGAUUUUUCAAAAACCUACAUCCACAAUGUUGGUUGGAGCUAAAACAGUUCCAACUGUCUCAUCAUCAAAUGUUGCCAUUGUGCAAACCUCAACAGGAGCUUCAAGUGGCACAAAGUUUUUAACAUUACCAACAUUAAAUGCAUCUGGUAAUUUAAUUAGCACUGUAAAUCCUUCUUCUUCCGGUAAAACAAAUGAUGUUAAAAUUCUCCUUAGUCAAGGUCCAACUUCAAAUCCAACCUUUGUUACUGCAAAACCUAUGGUUUCUGUAAAUGCCACAAACACAAGUUCGCCACUCCAGGCUCCUCUAAAGCGAGCUGUUACUCCUUCAUCUAGUGGACAGAUGGUUACUAAAGUGAUUAUAACAAAUAAUGCUACCUCUAAUCAAACUUUGAUUACACCUGUACCAGUUUCUUCUACUUCAACAUCAUCUGUGCAGAACAGUCAACCACAAUCCAUUCUCCUUACAAGUCCGAAUAAAACUUUCACUUUGUCUCGUAAUAAUGUUUUUAAUUUAAAUAACUCUCAUCAAAUCUUGAGGCCUAUACUAGGCACUCCAGCUAAACAAUAUGUUUUAUCCCCGGUGAGAGCAUAUCAGAAACCUGUACCACAGCCUGCAACUACUUAUUCUAAAUCCCCUAGAAGAAUUGCACCAGCAACAAAUUCAACUAUUUCCAGUGUGAAUACCGGUCCUAGACUGGCUACAAUUAUGUGUCCACCUAAUAUGACUACACUUUCUACUGCAAAAACUUCUGUUUCCCAAUCGCCAACCAAGGUUAUUAUAAAGCCAGUGUCACAGACUCUUCUAAAACCAAUAAUAAGUGUUAGCAGUGCAAGUUCUGUGACUACUACAUUAACAAAUGUUGCAUGUUCAUCAACAGUUCAGCAAUCCAUUCUCCCUAUAACUACAGUUUCUUCACAGCCAAUACAAGUGCCUGGAAGCAAAUUUCAUUAUGUCAGGCUUGUCAGUGCACCUACAACAUCAACAACUACAACUACAGGGAGAAAAGAAACUACCAUAUUGCCUGUAAGCAGCUCUACUGCAGCUCUUGCCACCACUGUAGUUGCAGUUACAACUGCUUCUGUUUCUACAUCCGUGUCACAAGUUCGUCCUGCUGUACCCAUUGCACCUGCUAAAUUAGUUAGCAUUGCACCUAAAGCAUCUGAACCUGCAAAAUUGGUAACAUCUAAACAAGUAUCUUCAAAAUUUUUAAUUCCUGCUGUGUCCAGUUCUCAAAUACGAGGAACUACUUCCGUUUCUGCGACUCAGAUUGGUCAACUACCUGCUGGUACAUUUAUACCUGUUGGUGGCAACUCUUCUAGUUAUGUGGUGGUCCCAGCUCAAUAUGUUACUCAACUUCAACAAAACACUUCAUCUUCUGGAACUGCUACUCAGAUGUUAAAUAUUUUACCUGCUCCUGCUACUCCUAGUUCAUCCUCGUUGGGGUCCCAAUCAGCUUUUAUUUCUUUGACUUCUAAUCCACCAAAUAAUUUUCGCUCUUCAUCUGUCCCACCUUCACACCAAUCUGCCCAUCAUUCUCCAAGAAGAGCAACUCCUGUAGAGAUUGACAAUAGACAAAGGAAACCAUGCAAUUGCACGAAAUCACAAUGCUUAAAAUUGUAUUGUGAUUGUUUUGCUAAUGGAGAGUUUUGUAAUAGUUGUAACUGUAAUAACUGCUACAACAAUUUAGCACAUGAAGAAGAGAGGCAGAAAGCAAUUAAAGCCUGUCUUGAUCGCAAUCCACUUGCUUUCCAUCCCAAAAUUGGUAAAAGCCGAGAAGGUGAUCAAGAGAGGCGACAUACAAAAGGUUGCAAUUGUAAACGAUCUUAUUGUCUGAAGAAUUAUUGUGAAUGUUAUGAGGCAAAAAUAUUGUGCACUAGUAUUUGCAAAUGUGUUGGGUGCAAAAAUUUUGAAGAUAGUUCAGAAAGAAAGACCCUUAUGCAUUUAGCCGAUGCUGCUGAAGUUAGAGUUCAGCAACAAGCUGCUGCCAAAACAAAUUUCUCCUCUGAUAUAUUUGAUUUCCCUACAAAACCACCUGUUAUGUCAAGAUCUGGAGAAAGAUUACCUUUUGCAUUUGUUACUGAUGAUGUUUUGGAAGCAACGUGUCUUUGUCUUUUGGCUACUGCAAAUGAUGCUGAGAAGUCUCAUGCAUCUGAAGAAGAAAUCGAGAGAUUAGUUAUGUUAGAAUUUGGACGUUGUUUGAAGCGCAUUAUUGAAUGUGCUAACAAAACAAAAGUAUCAAAAAUGGAUGUACAGUGAAUUGGGUCCAAAUGGUUCUCCGUUUUAGUAUGGAAAAGCCAGAUGUAUCCUACAGUUCAAACUAGUCAUGGAAUAUCUUGGUUUCUUUAUUGAAAUUGUUUUGUACAUAGGAAACAUAAAAUGAUAUUAAUUUCAUUGUAUAAAUACCAAGUUACAUCAUCAAUCAUUAUUAUCUGCUGUAUAAUGCUGAGUUUUAUGCUGUUUUUAAAAAAAUUUUAUUGUUGUAACUAUUAAAAACCACUGGAAAUAAUAAGGGUAAAGGUUGUAACUUUUUACUACUUCAAAUUAGGCUAGUGUUCUUUAUGUUGCUUUGCAAGCUUUAAUUUAUAGCAUGUAAAUCUUAUAUUUAUUUUAUCUUUCAAAAUUGUGCGAAAACUGAAGUUGAAUGGGGAAAAAAAACAUAAGGCCCCACAAUAAAUUUCAUUUUUCCAAGUUUUGUAGCUAUUUUUUUUAUGUAAUUUUCAAAAUAACAGUAAUUCUAAUAUUUUUUUAUUUGUUAUAUACUCUUUUUUUAUUGAUAAAUAUGCUUAAAAUAACAAUCACAAUGACUCUUUUAAUAAUGGACAAUACAUUAAUUGUUGUAAUUCUGCUUUAUAGUUCAACUUUAAAAUGAAUAUAUUCUUAAAUUUGAGAAAUUAAUAUUUAAGAAAUGCUUACUAGUUUCAAAUAUUACUUCUACAAUAAACAAACGAUUUGCAUACUGGAAACAAAUAAAAAAAAUUAGUAGAUUUUAUAGUUGAUGCAUGAGAAUUAAUGAAACUCACUCAACUUGGUCCUCCAGGCAUCAGUUAUAAAAGAAUACAUGAAGAUAUUUGUGGAAACCUACACUCCUCAAUACAUGACAUGUUUAUAAAUAGUUUAUUUCAGUUUCAUCAAAGUAACUGAAUAUAAUACUACGUUAAACUUUUAGAGCUGCAUUCUCCCCAUAAAGUUGUUGAAAAAUAUAGUUAAUAAUUUACAAGUACCAUUCCUUGUUGGUGUACUUUUAGCUGUGAUGUAUGUGUAAAGCAAGUGUAUUGAAAUUAUGGAAUUUCAUAUUCAAUAAGAUGUUGUAUAUGAAUCUGUAGAUUAUUGCUGUGUUUUAAAUGUUUAUAUAGAAAUGAACCCUGUUUCAGGGGUGGGAUAUUUUUAGAAAAAUAAAACAUAAAUAUACGAUAUGAAAAUUUUACAUAUUCAUUGGAAUUAUUUAGAAAUGAAGCUUGAAACAUAUUUGCAUGUCAUUAUUAUUUUUUUAACUUUUAGUUAUAUGAUCUACUGUUAGUAUUCUCCUUGAUAUUUGUUUAAGAAAGAAGUUGAGUAAAGAAUUGAUUAAAUUGUUGACAAAUUUUAUAUGAAAGAUAAACUUACGUGUACUUUCAAAGCUUCUAAAUGUUCUUCUUAGGAACUUGAUGGCUGUGAUGUUGAAUAAAAAAAUGUGGGGUAAUACAAGUAUGAAAGUAUUUAUUUUCAUUUGGAAACUUUGUUAGUCUUUCUUGUUUAAUGUAGAAUUUUGUUUCUUUAUCGUGUUUGGCAAUAUAUUUCAAGCAAAUUGAAGAUGAAUAAUUUUAUUUAUUUGUCAUUAGUGAUAUUAGAAUAUAUUCUGUGCUUGAAAAAUAUGCUUCUUUACUUUGUGAUUUUAUGAAUUUAAAAAUUAGAACGUUCAUUUUAACACCAUUUAAAAUGUAUAGUAAUUUUUAUUUCU